Messenger RNA from Phyllostomus hastatus (greater spear-nosed bat), 2530 nucleotides. RefSeq names its product IQ motif and ubiquitin domain containing (gene IQUB). Gene Ontology annotation, biological process: cilium assembly. Gene Ontology annotation, cellular component: motile cilium; acrosomal vesicle. Gene Ontology annotation, molecular function: protein binding. The record is from RefSeq and is a predicted model, not a curated record. The transcript is spliced from 13 exons. Bases 124 to 2511 code for a protein of 795 amino acids. Lineage: Eukaryota; Metazoa; Chordata; Mammalia; Chiroptera; Phyllostomidae.
CGAGAGGAGGUGGUGCGAGGGUUGUUGCUAGGUUACUGCGAGCAACAGAAUCGGGCUUCAGUUGCGCCUGUAAGGAUACUUGGAGGAACCACCUGGACCCGAGUAGCCAAGUAUCUUAGGAAGAUGUCUAAACAGGAAGAAGAAUUUGAUGCUCAGGAUGUUCUUAAUGCAGCAGAAGAAAGUGACAAUGCUUAUGAGGCUAUCAAUAUUCCAGUUACGUCAGAAGACCUUCCAGAGUCAGAAGACAAUGAAUUAGAACCAGAACCAUCUGGUGGUGGCCGUGUUAAGGAGCAGAGUGACCAGAGUUCUGCAAGCCUGCCAUCAAACGAUGAAGAACAGCUCAUGGAAGAGGUUAUGUCUCCCCAACAGAUUUCACAGUCUCUAAGACAUUAUAAAGAGCCCUAUUUAACAGUCUAUGAUAAUGCAACACAGUCAGCCAAGGAGCAUUCAAAUGAUUAUGUGGCAUUUCUAGAAAAAAUGAAGGCUGUGAAGGAAACUCUAAAAACACCAAUGAUGGAUUCUUCAGCAACAGUAAAAAUUGUUCUUCUUCCUGUGGGCCAGGAAAUUAUAAUAUCUUUUAAUAUUGACAGCACUUUAAAAUACCUCAGGGAUCACUUUUCAUACUUACUAAAUGUGCCAUCUGAUGUACUGCAGCUAAGACAUGCAGGAAAGAUUCUUAAAAAUAAUGAGACUCUACUACAACAUGGAGUUAAGACACAGGAUAUUGUACAAGUGGAAAUCUUUUCUACACUUCCAGAUGUAUAUCCAGUCAAAAGAAUAAAUAGGUCAGAUGAUGCCUCUCAAGUGAUAAUUGUCAGAGUACAAACUGGCACUAAUCAGUACCAGCAGGUAGCUGUUGAGAUUGUAAAAUCUGACUUUCACAAGCCAUUUCUUGGUGGAUUCAGACAUAAAAUAACAGGAAUAGAAUAUCACAAUGCUGGAACACAAACUAUACCUAAAAAGAUUCCUGAAAAACACAAUGUAUUUUGUAGGGAUACCCAGACAGUCUUUCAGAGAAGAAAGCUCCAACAAACUGUAAAUACAACAUCCACACAGAUGACUAAAAUUUGUGUAUAUGUAUCAAAUGUAACUGAUAAGCUGGUAACUCCAGGAAGGUAUUUUUCAGCAGCAGAAUACCAUGCUCAAAGGUUAGCAGCGGUGAUAGUGUUACAGACUUACUAUAGACAAUGGCAUGCAAAAAACGUGGUAAAGAAUUUAAGAAGACAAAAAAUGUUAAGGUUAAAAUGGGAAGAACAGGAAGAACAAAGAAAGAUAGAAGAAAAAGAAGAAUGGAAGGCACUGGACUAUUACCGGAGGCAUAAUCCUCAAACAAAAGAAGAUUUUGAACUUCUGUAUAAUGCACUAGAAUUCUGGCGACAAGAAGAAGUGGCACGAAUUAACCAAUCUCUUACUGGAGCAGAAAGGAAAACUGCUUUGUGUGAACUUCUGGAAAAAGAGAGCCAAAUUAUUGCUUCCAUUGGGAGACAUAGAUACAUUGCUUCUAUAGCAAACCAGGAGGCAAUGAUACAAGCUUUUUUGAAUAAGUGUUCAGCUCCAAAGAAAUGGAGAAGAUCAGACAGCAAAAUAAUUGAGAUGGAUACACAGUUCACUAUCAGAGCCAGAGAGCUACAGAACAUCUAUAAAUGCAUUAUUCUAAAAAAUCUCUCUCAAGAUGAGAGGCUGGAUGUACUGUUAACACUUAAACAUACUGUGAAGGAACAUGAAUGUAAACUGACCCAGGAAAUUCUAGAAUUGAUUGACAGAGAGGUUGACCUUAUGAUGAGAGGCGUCAAACAAGAAAACCUUGAGGGACUCAGAAAAAGAAUUGCAACUCUGUUUUUUCAUUACAUCAAAACUCCUCUGUUUAAUCCAGAAGUUUCAAGACACCUUAAGGUCCCUCAAGACCCACUGAAGUUUUAUAAGAAGAUUUACUAUUGCCAUAGUUGCCAGCUCUAUUUGCCUUCUACAGAGUUUGCUAUAUCAUCCACCUCACACCGCAUAAACAGGUGUCGUAAGUGCAUUAGCCUUGACAAUGAGUCUCAGCAACGAGAAUCAUUCUUGAAGUACAAAUGUUUACUUCAGCGGCUCUACUCUUCAGAAGCUGAAUAUGAAGAUGAUUCUAAAAUUGCUUUCCUGGUGCAGCUGCAAGAUAUUCAGUACCUGAUUGAGAACAUCUGGGUGUCCCAGUCAGCACUCAGUGCCUGGAAUGACCUCAAUGACCUGGUCAUGGUCAGGUGGGACAAGUCCGUCGAGUGGUCCCCCUGGAACUGCAUUCUUCUCACCAAGGAUGAAGGUGUUGCUCAUCUCAAGCUAAAAAGUAUUGAAGAGGGAUACAGACCCUCGUUUAUUCACAAGAUCAAGCACAAACAUUUCCUGGCUAAGAACUAUUUUUCUCAAAUCCCAGUCCUGGCUUCAUUUUUACUUGAAGAUCCUGAAGUAGAAGAGAUCAGAAAGAAACGUCACCCAGAAACAACAGUCAAGGUCAUAGAAUCCCCGAAGCCUGCUCCUUAGAAGACCCAGGAGUAUUGGU